This is a messenger RNA of Danio rerio (zebrafish), 2362 nucleotides long. NCBI's taxonomy places the organism in Eukaryota, Metazoa, Chordata, Actinopteri, Cypriniformes, Danionidae. The record is from RefSeq and is a predicted model, not a curated record.
CCCGCGCGUCCUCAGUUAUAUCCGCACAUAGAGCACCGGAAAAGAGGUUCGCGACACCACACUUCAUUUUCAUAAUUGGUCACUUUCAUUUUCACAUUGGGGUUGAGGGUGGCGUGAUCGUCCUCUGCCUAGAGCGGCAGUUUAGCUUGCUCCGGCCCUGGCUGUGAGCAACGCCUCUAAAGCGGUGCUGACGGAUCCACAAUGCAAUUCGGCAACACCUGACGUCACCCAUUCAAAGUGAAUGGGAAGCGUUGACGUUGACGCCCCGUGUGAAUAGGGCGUAAUUCAGUUACCCAGUCUGUGACUUGUAUGAAUGUUUGUGUCCACCAGGGAGCGAUCACUUAACAUUGUGACAACAUGCGAAAAUUAUCAAUAGCAAUAUAUAUAUUCACUUUUAUAAGUGGAAAUUGAGUAUUUAAUGGAGCUAAACGUGUGGCAUGCCCCUGGCCUCCCCUAUAUAUUACCAAACAACAAUUAUCCGACAUUUUGGCUAAAAAAAAGAGAAAUUACUCAGCCUGUGACUUAUUUUAAGGUGUUGUCCAUUAGGGGGCGUUCCCCUAAUAGCGUGACGCCACGCGAAAAUCGUCAAAAGCCUUAAAAUUUAAAUGUACUUUUAGGAUAUGAGAUAAUUCACCCUGAGUCUGCAGUUGAGGUAAACCUGUGACAGCAUGCCCCGGUCUCCAUUUAAGCACAUUCUUCUCCAUGAGCGCGCAGCAGCGUGAACGCGGGCGUUGCGCAAUACGCGUCAUCUCCGAGGGGCGUAGUCCUCAGAUCGGGCUGAUUUUCACCGGAGCGAGUUUUCGAUGCCCCGGGCGGCGUCACACACACAGGUGAGUGCGCGCGGAAUGCCAGGAAUGCGCGGGAGACAGCGACGCAUGCGCACGCGGGAGGAGCGUGUGUGAACUCGUCAGCUGUGAGGCUCUCGGAGAACACUCUGAUCAUGAGCUCUUCUUGACAAACUUCAGCACAGGAACAUCUCUCAUCUGCAGGUGUUCUCAGGCCUGAGGGAUAUGGACGCUCUGAAGAAGGAACUGGAGGAGGAGCUGAAGCUCAGCACUGAAGAUCUGAGGAGUCAUGCCUGGUAUCAUGGACAGCUGCAGCGCGAGGCUGCAGAGCAGUUGUUGGGCAGAGAUGGAGAGUUUCUGGUUCGGGACUCGAGCACCAGCGCUGGCGAUUACGUCCUGACCUGCAUGUGGAAAAAUCAACCCAUGCACUUCAAAAUCAUCCGCAUCACACUGCGACCCAAACAGGGUUACACGCGGGAGCUGUUUCAGUUCGAGAACGAUCAGUUCGAUAACAUUCCAGCGUUAAUUCGCUUCCACGUCGGCGGCCGGCGUCCGAUAUCACACUCCACUGGAGCCGUCAUCUUCCAGCCAAUCACACGCACUCUGCCUCUACGCAUCAUCAGCGAGCGGCAGGCUGCCAGAUCAAGCUCCGCCCACCUGAUGCGGAGCCAGAGCAAGAGGCGGAGCCUGAGUUCUUCUCAGAAGGACACGCUGCAGGUCAACACCAACAACCUGCUCAGGAGUGGCAGUCAACCUGCUAAUCUGGAGACAGUGGGGAGACCGUUUCUACAGUCUGCACAAUCUGACAGUAACCUCCGCACAGGUGUACCUCAGAGCUGUCAGUCACAGGACUCCGACCCCGCCCCCGUCUCUCCAGUGUUCCGCACAGGAAGUGAGCCUGUCCUCAGUCCUGCUGCAUCCUGUGCCACUCCCGCCGGCCAGUCAGCUCUGGGCGUUUCUCCUCUGUGUGGCUCUGAUGGUCAGCUGCAUUCACGAGCUCCACCCAAACCCCUGCGCAUCUCCAUCAUCUUCAGCCCCACGCAAACUGACCCGGAGUCAGAUCCUGCCGACGUCUAUGGAGAGCUGGUGCCGCAGGUGCCCAUCACCAUGCUGCCCAAGGGUCACGCGGCUCGUCUGCGGGCGCAGGAGCAGAAGUGGAAGAGUCGAGCACGCCUCACCGACACCAGCUUUGGGUUCCUGGAGGCGCAGCGGGUGGAGGAGGAGAGGGUGGAGGAGGAGCGCAGGUCUGGCUCAGAGCUCCAGCAGGAGGAGCGGGACUGGUGCUUCGAGCGGCCGCAGACUGAGACCUCCUCCUGCUUCCGGCUGGAUGAGUUCCGCUCGCUGCUGCUGCCCGACAACAACCGCCCGCUGGACCAGAGUGUGCUGCCGAAGGUCAAAGAGCUGCUGACGCAGACCGACGCCAGGACCACCGCACUGCACAUGCUCAGCGUCAACUGCCAGGUGGCUCGGGUUACAGGUGUGACGGCGGAGCAGAAGAGGAUCAUGGGAGUGGAGACGGGUUUGGAGCUGGUCACUCUGCCGCAUGGAGGACAGCUCAGACAGGACCUGCUGGAGAG